Lutzomyia longipalpis is the source of this 6236-nucleotide messenger RNA. It is a transcript of the gene Pax, whose product is annotated as paxillin. The transcript is spliced from 8 exons. Lineage: Eukaryota; Metazoa; Arthropoda; Insecta; Diptera; Psychodidae. Gene Ontology annotation, molecular function: muscle alpha-actinin binding; actin binding. Gene Ontology annotation, cellular component: Z disc; stress fiber; filamentous actin. The record is from RefSeq and is a predicted model, not a curated record. Gene Ontology annotation, biological process: muscle structure development; actin cytoskeleton organization. The coding region runs from base 3913 to 5529 and encodes 538 amino acids.
UGGAUGCCUUCUCUUGGUUUUAUUUACAUUCAGAUAACCGCGCAAUUUUAUUGAAUUUUCAUACAAAUCUAGCACAAAAAGGAUGAGUCAGCAAAGGCAAAAGAAUAAAAAUUUCCCAUGAAAUUAAUAGCUAUGUGCAAUUUAAUCCUACAAUUGCUGUGUGUUAAAGUGCACUCGGCUGUAUAAGAUGAACAGCCAAAUUGCAUGAUUCGAAGGAAUCAGUCGAACUUGAAUUUAUUUCGUUGUAUCCCUUAAUUGUUCUUUAUGUGACUUCUUACAGCAAAUGCGCGCAUAUCUUUCCUCUGCAAGACUGACCCGCUUCUUGGACGUCAUGUGAUAAAUUGAAGGGUGGUGGGAAAGAAGCAGAACCAUUGAGGAUAGAAAUAAUUGUAAUAACAACCAAAUGGUCCGAGGAAAAACCAUUGAGUGCUCCCACAGAGCACGAAACAGCUGAUUAAAUUAGAUUUUGUGUAGGGAAAAUGGUUAAAAGGGUCCCCGGGCAAGUGUUGGCUGAUUUCAUUUAAUUUGGAAUUAUUGACUGAUUCUGUGGUCACUUAGAAAAAAAUAUGUUUUAAGGACAUUCUUCAUGUCCUUUUAAGGUGCUUUUCAAAGCAAAACAAAUAUUCAUGACCAAGAAUAUAUUAAUUGGUUAGAAAAUUGUUUAAAAAAAUUAACUUUUUUUCCUUCCUCUCAAUUAAUAAAUAAUUUAUAAUUAAAGUUUCUAGGCCCAUACAACGUAAAUCUCCAAGUGCCUAUGUAAACUAAUGCCUGAAAUAUUAGGCCAAAUUGAAUCCUUAUAGAUUUGUUUCCAGUUUGGGGCUUUUUGACCAACUUUAAAGGAAUCUAACAUUUACAAACGAUUCCACAAUAAGCCUAUCUUGGUUACAACGCUAUCAACCCUAACAAAUCGGAGAAUCUUCAGAGAAAAAAGUUAAAAAAUUAAAGGCAAAAUUCUAAAAUAAAUCAUUACACGUUGUUCUUUUUUUUUGUAUAUUACACAAAUUAAGGGGAUAGUUUGUAUUUGCUGAGUGCAGGCACACCUUAAACUUUGAUGACCGGCAAAGGGAGGUGGAGAAAGUAAAAUGCCUUGCGAUAAAUUACCUCAUUUAUGAGGUUGAUGAGGGUGGAGGAGGUGAUGAUGUUUUUUUUUGUGGGCUUUAGUAGAUAAAGAGAGAAUUCUAUGUGGUGAUGGUUAUUCGUUUAGAAGAUUUUGUGGGAAGUUUUUUUUUCUCUAUUGAGCACUCUCGCUCUCUCUUACAUAAUAUUCGUUGUAUUUCCACAAGUCAUUACCAUUUGGACGCCACUCUUUUCCACAACUAUAAAAUAUUCCUAUAGAGAUAGAUAUUCUCCUCUUCUCUUUUAUCGUGGUCGCGCCGAAGAAUGGCGUAGACUGGUGCGAUGUCGUCUCGUGUUUACUCAAUUUACUUGGUGGUGCGCCCUCCCCACCAGUUGGUUCUCACAUUGAGUGAAUCCGUCACAUAAUCCGGAUCCGCGUGUGGAUCACUUAGUCAGUGGAUAUUUAUACAGUGUCAAGAAUGGUUGAUGUUUCUACAUAAGAGACACUCUCAAUUACCCAAAACUCUCGCGCACACGGGAUCUCUUCUCGCGCCUCUGGGCAGAUCCAGUGCUCUCGCCUUUGUUUACAAACUUCCCUCCCAAAAGUUUGUCCCACAAAAUUUUGAUUUCUCAAUAUUAUUGUGUCUAAAGGCGCUUCUGGAGCUGCUCUGUGUGCAUAUGUGAUCAAACGCGGUGUGUGGAGUGGGUGGAGAAGCGUGAUGCGCUAAUUGAGGCAAUAAAAUUGGUGUUUAUUGACGAAAUGUGUGAAUAAAUAAAUUUACAAUUUAUUAAAUUUGCGUAUCGGUGCGACGAAGAGUGCUAAAAUCACGAGGAAAGACACUACUUUCUGUUUGAUAUCUCUCUCCCCUUAUCAAAUGUGUGUUGGCUUUUUUAUUUUGAGCCCAAACUUAUUUAUAGCGAAAGAGAUUGUCUUGCUAUCAGAAGUUUGAAAAUCUUAAGGUUAAAUGAAAACAUUUCAGCUGCUCUAUCUUACUCGACAGACACCUCUUCUGAUACCAUUAUCAAUUGAAUUUUUUUUUCAUUUCCCAUCUAUCUGUCUCAAAAAGAUUUCCAAUAAACCUUUCCACGCACACAUGAAAUGAUGCGAACUUUUUUAAACUUCUAUAGAGAAAAUGAAGGAAAAUGUUUACACAAAUAGGCCUUCCGUUGUUAUAUUUUUAAUUUUAUCAAAAUGAUUCAUAAAUUUUUGGGUGUUGAAUGAGGUAAAAGAGUUCCAAAUUUAAAAAUAUAACACGAUGAAGUUGAAGAAAUAAAAUUCACAGAUUUUUAACACUAUAAAAGUCAUUCUAUAUUUAGGUUCUGAAUUCUCCAUUCGGAAUGAGAAUGCAAAUAUUUAGAGAAAAACCACCAAAGUUUUUUUUUGCUUAUCUCAAUAUAAAUGAAAGUGUAUGGAAAAAAAUGGUUCCAAUAGCAGUGUGUAGAAAUCAUAGUACAAUUUAUGUGGGAAUAGGGGAAAGUAAUUAUUAUUGUUUUUCAGUUAAUUAAGAUAUCAAAGUUUAUUAGUAAAUUAAAGUUAUUGUUAAAUGAAAAUGAUGGGAACGAUUCUUGUAAAAUUAUUUUCGUUUUUUUUACAUUUUUGGAGUUUUAAGAUUUAUAAUGUGCAAGAUUUUUAUUUCUUUAAUUUUUCAUCUUUCUUUAAUCGUGUUUCAAAAGAAAAAAUAUUUAGAAUUUUAUACACAAUUUAUGAAAUUGUAAAUCUUUUGCUUAUCUUUUUUUUUUCUAAAGUCUGAACCAUACUCCUGUGUUAAAAGAUAGGAAUAUGGUUUAUAUUCUUCGGGCACGUCGAUUUGUUCUUCCAGAAAACAGGCAUUAGGAUUUAAAAAAAAACCUCGGAGAAAAACUUCCUUAAGAAAGACAAUUAAAGAUUUGCAAGAUUUUUCUUUUUACUGACAAUUGUAAAAGAAGAAAAUUAGAGAUUUAUAACAGAAUCGACCUUAUGUUCUUUUUUAUUAAAUCAUUAAACUUUACUAAUUAAAUGAACCUGACAAAGGACCUUUAGAAGGUCUAAAAUAAUUUUAUAAUUCUGUAUGAUUUUCCCGAAAAUACACAUAAAUGAAUAAAUGCUUUUUUGAUUAAAAUUUUCUUAAAGAAAAUUUAACGAAAUCCCACCAAAAUUGAAUAGAUUUAGGAACAUAAUUAGUUUGCAUUGUGAAUGACACACACACACUAUAAAAUCUACAGAAUAUUGACGAAUUUUGCUUAAUUUCCCAAACAAAAAACCCACCCACAUUGUGAUCUAUACGCCGGCUUUCAGUCAAAUACGACCAAGUGAUGCAUUUUGAUGACGCAAAAUCUGUUGUAUAGAGAUAUUAUUUGUUUGAGGCAAACCCACAGAGUUUGAUACAUGGCGAGGAAAUGAGAAUAAUGGUUUAGAAAUAGCAUAAUUUCUCUUCUAUUUCCUCUCCUUUUUCACAAUAUUAUAUGUAGUUAGUUAUACAUAUUUAUUGCAUAUACACAAAGUUUCUAUAAAUAAAUAAAUUUCACCAACAGUUGUCAGCUAUCUGUCUUCGUAGUCUUCUCAAUGAUGGAUGUAUAGUUUGUAGAAAGGGAGAGAACACAUAAAGAGAGCGAGAGAAAAAAAUGAAAUGAAAUAGUAAAUAAAUUAUGAUGAAAGAUUAAUAAUGUUUGAAAGUGAACCCAAAAGGUGUCAGUGAGUUGAAGUUAAAAAAGAAAAACUCGCAAAGAAAAUAGAACGUUUUUUCUAUUAACUGGAUUUUCUUUAACCAAAAAAUAAAUAAAUAAAAAUAAACUAAAAUGCGGUGCUGAUAAGUGAAAUUUCUGUUAUAUUUAUCACAUUAGUAAGGAAAAUAUUGAGUGAAUUAGAAGAAAAAUACAAUGGAUCGGUCAAUGUAUGGAAAAAUUGAUCCAGGUGCACGUCAACCGUAUCGGUGUACCGUGAGAGAAGGAGGAAUUCUUCCUGGAUACGCUCUGCUUGCCGAUCUCCAGAAUUCCGUACCUGGAGCAGCAUCCCAGCAGCAUCAUUACAAUGCCAAUUCAUCCGGAGGAUAUGGGAGUCUGCGUUCGAAACAAUCACCGCAGUCGCCGACCUACCAUUCACCAGCGGGCGUGAAUGGGGCCGUUCGCGGGUCGGGAUCUCUGCCACGGAAUGUUGGUGCAAAUACGGGAAAUCUCUCAGAGCUGGACUCCCUUCUUGAGGAUCUCAGCUCACAGCGCUACGGGCGUAGCCUCGACCGCAAAGGGGAGAACGGGUACUCCAGUCGGUAUGCAGCGAAUGAUUCAACCGUGAGACCCUCUGUGGAUAGCCUCCUAGAUGAAUUGAGUAGUGCCAACACCACAGGACCGACCUACGCCGUACCCAAUGGGACAUCCACUCCGGAGCCUGGCGUCAAGCCGGGAAAGCAUGUGACGAUAACAGUGAGGGAGACAAAAACGGAACGUAUGAGAUCCCAAUCACCUACUGAAGAUGUCAUGGAGACGGUGACAAAGGAGGAGAAGUCCUAUUCAAGCUCCACUCCGUCAUUUCAUGCAUCAUCAGCCACGAAAGAAUUGGAUGAUCUUAUGGCCUCGCUGUCUGACUUCAAGGUGAAUUCAAACAAUCAUCGCCAUCAGACGGUCACCGAUUACGCAAAGCCAAACAAGGGUGUAUCACACAUCCAGCAGUACUCCCAAGUGACCACAACCACGACAACAACAACCAAUCAUCCGCGUGAUCAGUUGGAUUCUAUGCUUGGGAAUCUUCAGGCCAAUAUGAAUCGUCAGGGUGUGACAACAACACAAAAGGGUUGCUGCUCUGGGUGCGAUAAACCCAUUGUGGGGCAAGUUAUUACGGCUCUGGGCAAAACAUGGCAUCCGGAACACUUUACGUGCAAUCACUGCAAUCAAGAACUCGGUACGAGGAACUUUUUUGAACGCGACGGGCAUCCCUAUUGCGAACCUGACUACCACAAUCUCUUCAGUCCACGCUGUGCCUACUGCAAUGGGGCCAUUCUCGAUAAAUGCGUGACGGCUCUUGAGAAGACUUGGCAUACAGAACACUUCUUCUGCGCUCAGUGUGGUCAGCAAUUUGGCGAGGAGGGCUUCCAUGAGCGCGAUGGGAAACCCUACUGCCGAAGUGACUACUUCGAUAUGUUCGCCCCAAAGUGCAGCGGUUGCAAUCGUGCCAUCAUGGAGAACUACAUUUCAGCCCUGAAUGCCCAAUGGCAUCCAUCAUGCUUCGUAUGCCGCGACUGUCGGCAACCCUUCCAGGGUGGCUCCUUCUUUGAUCAUGAGGGUUUGCCCUACUGUGAGACGCACUAUCAUGCUAAACGUGGCUCCCUUUGCGCUGGAUGCUCUAAACCAAUUACAGGACGCUGCAUUACAGCCAUGUUCAGGAAAUUCCAUCCGGAACACUUUGUAUGCGCCUUCUGCUUGAAGCAACUCAACAAGGGUACAUUCAAGGAGCAAAAUGACAAGCCCUAUUGUCAUCCGUGCUUUGACAAGUUGUUUGGGUAAAAUGCAAAAGGAUUCAUCAGGUAAAGAAGGAAAUUUAAAAAAUAACGAUUAAUUAAUGAGUCACAAAGAGAGGGAGAAAAAGAAACUCCAAGAAAGUCAGCAAAAAAUAUAUAAUUCAUUCACUUUUCCCCCCAGCAAGACAAAAAAAAGCUCCAUAAACGAAACUUUAAUCAAUUUAAUCUAAAUGGAUUAUAAUAAUAAUAAUAAAAGUACAUUAUAGAUUUUUUAAUGAAUGAUAUGCGUAGAAUUUUUCUAAUACAAUACCCCCUACACCCCCAAAACAAAAUAUGGUGAAGAAAUAACUCAAAGAUAAUCUUCAAAAUAAUUUUAAUUAACAUUUAAAUCGUGCUUUAUAGUCUUCUCUCAAAGAAAUCAAAUAGGUAGUAUUUAAAGUAAAAAAAAAAUACUAAAUAUGUUGAUAAAACAGCAAGUCUUCUAUUAUAUUGUAUUUGAUAAGAAAUAAGAAAAAAAAGGAAAAAUAAAAUUAUUUGUGCCAAUUCUACUUACACGUAACUCUUGGUUCUGUCACCAUGAACUAUAUUAUUUUUUUAUUGAUAUUUGUUAUGUAUAUUAUUUUCAUUUUAUAUAUAAUGCGAAAGAGAAAAUGAACAAAACCUAGAUAGGAAUCCACAUAACAACUUUAACUCGUUAUUUCAAAAUGAUUAUAUAGAGAAAAAAAUCAAUAAAUUAUGGCUCUAUGAUACUAA